This is a messenger RNA of Schistocerca serialis cubense, 1420 nucleotides long. RefSeq lists its product as uncharacterized. Bases 495 to 1367 code for a protein of 290 amino acids. Lineage: Eukaryota; Metazoa; Arthropoda; Insecta; Orthoptera; Acrididae. The transcript is spliced from 5 exons. The record is from RefSeq and is a predicted model, not a curated record.
AUCCAACACCUGAGCAACAGAAAACUGACCCCACCACACGAAACAAACGAAAACCAUGAACACACCACCAGAGAGCACGACAAACAAAAACAAGACAUCUACAAACACGCCACAAUCGCAAAUCAAACUCCGCGCCGUAAUGACGUCACACACCACAACACGCUUACGUCACGGGUCAAAGCCGACGGGUAAGAUCGGACGCUUCUGUUGACCCCAAAGGGAGGUUGUUUCAAUAGUGAUUCGAGGUGGUUAUCAUCAAAUUUGUAAAUUGAUCAUGACAGUGACAACUUGAAGAAGUUUUCAACAGACGGAGAAAAGUGAAAGACGGGUCGUCCUACAAGAGAAAUUAGGAGGACAGCCAUGAAGACUACAUUGUAAUUAAUACUGCGUAUUUAACAAGAUUAUAAGUUAUUGUCGGCCGGCAUUGGCGCUUGUACUGGGCGACCCCACUCCAGGACCUGCAGUACACGGAAGCCAGGUUGAAGCAGUACGCCAUGCACCUGCGAGGAGCGCUGCGGGAGGAGAAUGUGGGGCGCGUGGAGGCGAGCGUCACGGCCCUGCCGGAGCUGAGGCCAGAUGACGAAGUUCCCGUUCCGUUACAGAUCUCGGUCGAAGCUAUCAGCGGUGAAAACGAAAGGCAAUGCGUGUACGCUGGAAUAAUGUUGUCUUGGACAAAACCUCGCAGACCUUCUGAGCAAAAGAACUUGGUACAUCUACCGCUGUUGUUAUGCAGAGGUCAAAUGAAAACUAUUGAAUCUGUACACCUCACGUUGCACAUUUUAUUAAAUUGCAACAUAAAAGAGCUGACGUUUGCGAAUGAACAUAUGUUGUGGAUACUUGGCCUUGCUGCUCACUUUCAUGAUGAAAGGUUUAAUGAACUGCAUCUAAGAUUUCUCUCUCCGGGCCUGGGGGAUAAAAUUGUUCUAGACUUCACUAUAUUGAUGGCAGUACUCAAAGAACUUUGGAGAAGUAUCCACGGGACUGAAGAGAUGUACAUAACAUAUGACCAAAUAAGCAGUUUAAGAGAAAAGUGCUACGCAAUGCUUGAAGAAAUAUAUAGUGUAAAUUUAAGAAUGUUACAUUUAACUCGGAUAAAGUGCAAAGACUUGUCAGUGUCGGUCAAAGGCCACGUAAAGUUUUCGAGAGAGUUUGCCAAGUUGUUACUGACUUUUGUACACGAUAUAGGAUACAUGCAAGAGAGUGGCAUUACAGGUCAGAGGGAAGCUAAAUCAAAGCAAAAGACACAGAGGAGAAGAGAGGUAACAGACAUUCAGGCAGGCACUGGAGGAAGAAUUGCAGCAUUCUGCUGCAGUGAACGGCGGCAUUUCUUUUUGUAUGGAUCAUUUUCUCUACACUGUAUUUCAUAGUAACAUAACAGUCUGAUAAAAGGAUGGACUUUUCAUUAAAUUUGUGAAUUUGA